AUUCCUUACUAUCAAAUAUUCCUGUUCAUGAGUGAUUUCACUACAAAGUAAAAGAGUUUGCACUGGAAGUCAGGCAUUAAACAACUUCAGACUGAAAUAAGAGUGUCAUUGCUUUCAAAGGUUGUCUUUGCAUUCAGGCCAUAAAAGGUAAAAGGGAUAAGGCGCUCUCUUAAGAAUGUCAAAACGGCCAGUUUCAAAUGUCAGAUCCAUUCAGGCUAAUAUCAACAUCCCAAUGGGAGCAUUUCGACCGGGAGCAGGGCAUCCUCCCAAAAGAAAAGAAUUUACACCUGAAGUGGAGGAGAGCGUUCCUGCUUCUACAGAGGAGGAGGAGAAGAAGCAGCUCCCAGGAGCCAAGAAACUUCCAGGCCCUGCUGUCAACUUAUCAGAGAUCCAGAAUAUAAAGAGUGAGCUGAAAUUUGUCCCCAGAGCUGACCAGUAGUAGAAAAGAACAGGAACAAUUGUUAAUUCAGCACUGGGGCAAACAGCAGCCCGGCAAGAAAUGUGGCAGCAGAAAUGAUGACUGUGGUGUCCCAGCAAGAAAUAACAGGAGCAGUGCAUCAGGUGAAAUGGUUUUAUGCCACACUUUGCCCAGCAGUCUGAAGGUCUAUUUCUGUUCGCUAGAUAUUCUGCUACAAAAACUCUAUCAGCACUUGCUUGUGCACUUCCUACUAAGCUACACUACUACAAAAAAGUCAAAAUUUACCUUCAUUCACACUAUUAUCAUCACUACACAGAGAUACAAUUUAUCUUGAACAAUAACAGCAAGGAAAGCAAGGAUAGAGAUGUUACAGCUGUUUAAUAAUAAAGA
This is a messenger RNA of Chelonoidis abingdonii (Abingdon island giant tortoise), 808 nucleotides long. Lineage: Eukaryota; Metazoa; Chordata; Testudines; Testudinidae. The record is from RefSeq and is a predicted model, not a curated record.